Molecule: messenger RNA, 901 nt
Organism: Arachis ipaensis
Lineage: Eukaryota; Viridiplantae; Streptophyta; Magnoliopsida; Fabales; Fabaceae
Source: RefSeq, a predicted model, not a curated record
AUGUUAAACAACGCAUAUCAGAAAGGAAAGAAAGAAAGGGGGUGGUGGGGGCGCUCCAGAACCGAAGAACCGAAUCAGAAAAUAAGAGAAGGGGGAACCGAAUCAGAAAAUGAGGGGAGCCGCGAGGGAAGAAGGAGGGGGAAGAGGGAGACGGCGCGGUGGGCGUCACUGCCACCAGAGCCGCCGUCGAAUCACCACGGGAGAGAAGGAGAGAGAAGCAGAACCGCGAAGAGAGAGAGAUCGACGGAGACGUUCACGCCGUUCGUCCUCUCUCACUCGACGAAACCCAAGGCCGGCGGUGAACCCAUCUUCUUGCAGCACCUCCCUAGCCGGCGAACCCCUUCCUCCCACCACCUCGUAGCGCCGUCGAAGCCUUACUCCCAGCGCCACCGGACCUUUCUUCCCAGCCCCUCCUCGCGAACAGCACCACCCAGCCCCAGCCAGCACCACCCUCGCGGUCGUAGACACUACACCACCCAGCAAUCCAGCUCCAUCCAGUGGCACCCCAGCGCCACCAAUAGGACCGAUCUGGCCACCCAUAGCAGUACUGCUGCGUUUCUGGCCUGGCCACCCACAACACAGCAGCCACCGGUUGGCCUUCUUCCAGUGCUCUUCCUCCUUCCCAUCCACUUGACUUUAGAUAUAAGAAGAGAACUUGGAAUCAAUAUAAUUGAUGAACAAAAGGUGCAAUUGUCUAAGGUAAUUGGUCUUUCUACACAUGUCUCGGUUGCGGCUUUUAGUUUCAAGAGAACUAGGUGGGCACAAUGUAUUUAUGUAUUGCCUGCAUUUUUUGUGAGAAAGUGCAUUUCAAUUGCAAGUUAUGAAGUUCUUUGUACUAUGAAAGAUGUCUUCAACAUUCUAAAUAUAUUGAUAUAAUGGUAUUAAAAAUAGAAAGGAAGAA